GCGGAGGGCGGCGAUGGGCCGGACCCGGGGCCCCCCGAGGAGUCGCGGUGGCCGGCGGUGACAGACGCCCCUCCCGCCUCUCUCCAUCUGCUGCCGCCCGCCGGAGCCCCCAGCCUGAUUCGCCGCGGCCCCAGCCCCGGAGUGCCGGCGGCACCAUGAACGAGGUGUCCGUCGUUAAAGAGGGCUGGUUGCACAAGAGAGGCGAGUAUAUCAAGACGUGGAGGCCCCGCUACUUCCUGUUGAAAAGUGACGGCUCGUUCAUCGGGUACAAGGAGCGGCCAGAGGCCUCAGACCACAGCCUACCCCCUCUGAAUAACUUUUCGGUUGCAGAAUGCCAGCUCAUGAAGACGGAGCGGCCCCGGCCCAACACCUUUGUCAUCCGCUGCCUCCAGUGGACCACGGUCAUCGAAAGGACAUUUCACGUGGACUCUCCCGACGAACGGGAAGAGUGGAUGAGGGCCAUCCAGACGGUCGCCAACAGCCUCAAGAGCCAGGAGCCCGGGGAGGACUCGAUGGAGUUCAAGUGCAGCUCCCCCGGUGACCCCUCAGCUGCCGAGGAGAUGGAAGUGGCGGUGACCAAGACACGGACGAAGGCGCAGACAAUGAACGACUUUGACUACCUGAAGCUUCUGGGAAAGGGCACGUUUGGCAAGGUGAUCCUGGUGCGGGAGAAAGCGACGGGACGCUACUAUGCCAUGAAAAUCCUACGGAAAGAGGUCAUCAUUGCCAAGGACGAGGUGGCCCAUACGGUGACCGAGAGCCGAGUGCUACAGAACACCAGGCACCCGUUUCUCACGGCCCUCAAGUACGCCUUCCAGACCAAUGACCGCCUCUGCUUUGUGAUGGAGUAUGCCAACGGUGGGGAGCUCUUCUUCCACCUGUCCCGGGAGCGCGUGUUCACCGAAGACCGGGCGCGUUUCUACGGGGCCGAGAUCGUCUCAGCCCUGGAGUACCUCCACUCGCGGGACGUGGUGUACCGCGACAUCAAGCUGGAGAACCUCAUGCUGGACAAGGACGGGCACAUCAAGAUCACCGACUUCGGGCUGUGCAAGGAGGGCAUCACUGAUGGGGCCACCAUGAAGACCUUCUGCGGGACCCCGGAGUACCUUGCCCCUGAGGUGCUGGAGGACAACGACUACGGGCGGGCAGUAGACUGGUGGGGCCUGGGGGUCGUCAUGUACGAGAUGACCUGCGGCCGCCUGCCCUUCUACAACCAGGACCACGAGCGGCUCUUUGAGCUGAUCCUCAUGGAGGAGAUCCGCUUCCCCCGCACCCUGAGCCCCGAAGCAAAGGCCCUACUGGCCGGGCUGCUCAAAAAGGACCCCAAGCAGAGGCUUGGCGGCGGGCCCAGCGAUGCCAGGGAGGUCAUGGAGCACCGCUUCUUCACGCCCAUCAAUUGGCAGGAUGUUGUACAGAAAAAGCUCCCGCCGCCCUUCAAGCCUCAGGUGACAUCGGAGAUUGACACCCGGUACUUCGAUGAUGAGUUUACCGCUCAGUCCAUCACCAUCACCCCCCCGGACCGAUCAGACGACAGCAUGGAUUCCCUCGAGACGGACCAGCGGGCCCACUUCCCACAGUUCUCUUACUCAUCCAGCAUCCGCGAGUAGCCAGUGGCAGGAGCCAGCUGGCCAGAGCGAAGUCGGGCCUGCCAGUGUGGCCGCUGAGCCGGGCCGUGACUCCCUUCCCCUCCUCCCUCUCCGUGUCGAAAGCUGGAUCCGACUCCAUGGGCCAAGCUCCUCCCCGGGUACGGCCCUCAGGCUGGCGGGAGGUGGGGCGGAGACCGUCGGCUGCCCCCGGCUGCCCGCGCCACACGGUACAAACCCUACCCGCAGCCCCCAGGCCGGGUGCAGGCCAUGGCUGCAGACACCCCGCUGGCCCAGUCCUGGGCGGCGACAGCCCCACGGUCCCUCUCAGAAAACCCCCCAAAUGCUUCUUGUUUCCUCCUGGAGCCUGACUGAUAGUCACAGCCCUUUCCCCCCCAUUCAGGCCCUGGAGUGAAGCCAGGCCAGGAGCCCCCGCACUCCAGGCCAACUGCGGGGGGGGAGGGGGACAAACGGGGACGAGGGGGCACCCGCCCUCAGUGCCCAUGGAACCUGGGGCUGGCAUAGCAAUAACGGUCCCUAUCUGCCUUAACCCCAACUGGCUGCAUCCGGCCCCUGGCCCUUAUCAGGAAUUAGAGGGUCAGCCCCCUCUGCUCAGCCACUCCCCUGUGGCCCUGACAAGUCAGCCCGACUAAGCCCCCUGGACAAUGGCCCCUGCCGGCCAGCGGGGUCUCCAGACUCAGUUUUCAGUAUCUCGAUGGCCUUUCCUGGAUCCAUUGCCCAACUCUGCUGCCACGAGUAGGCUGGGCGCGGUUUUGAGGGUAGCUCUCUCUGGGGGCCGGUGGGAAUGGGCACCUGGCCACUGAGGCCCUGGAGCCAAGUGCCCCGCUGUCCUCACCUGCCCUCUGUACAAUCACCGUCCUGCCCUCCCUCCCGGCCAGGGAGCGUCAA
This is a messenger RNA of Tachyglossus aculeatus (Australian echidna), 2492 nucleotides long. It is a transcript of the gene AKT2, whose product is annotated as AKT serine/threonine kinase 2. The transcript is spliced from 14 exons. Gene Ontology annotation, molecular function: protein serine/threonine kinase activity; ATP binding. Gene Ontology annotation, biological process: protein phosphorylation. NCBI's taxonomy places the organism in Eukaryota, Metazoa, Chordata, Mammalia, Monotremata, Tachyglossidae. Bases 156 to 1607 code for a protein of 483 amino acids. The record is from RefSeq and is a predicted model, not a curated record.